Messenger RNA from Hemibagrus wyckioides, 5156 nucleotides. RefSeq names its product ubiquitin-conjugating enzyme E2D 4 (putative) (gene ube2d4). Gene Ontology annotation, molecular function: ubiquitin conjugating enzyme activity. The record is from RefSeq and is a predicted model, not a curated record. The coding region runs from base 226 to 669 and encodes 147 amino acids. The transcript has 7 exons. Gene Ontology annotation, cellular component: nucleus. NCBI's taxonomy places the organism in Eukaryota, Metazoa, Chordata, Actinopteri, Siluriformes, Bagridae. Gene Ontology annotation, biological process: protein polyubiquitination; ubiquitin-dependent protein catabolic process.
CAUUCGCUCUCUAGGCAAAAGCUGUCAGUGAAGGUUUGAGAAGAGGGGUUAAGAAAUUACUGAAAUCGUAUUCUCGUCGUUACUGUCAAACCGUGUAAAUGGUACGACUUGUGCUCUCCUAGAGGUGUUUUUACAGCCAGGAGAAGCACGAUAAGGCUUUGAUAAGUUGAAUUGCAGCGGGGAAACCGAGUGUUAUCCGGCUAGCUAACAAUAAAAAACAGGCAAAUGGCGUUGAAAAGGAUCCAGAAGGAGCUGACUGAUCUACAGAGGGAUCCUCCUGCCCAGUGUUCAGCUGGACCCGUGGGGGAAGACUUGUUUCACUGGCAGGCCACCAUAAUGGGGCCGAAUGACAGUCCUUACCAAGGUGGUGUCUUCUUCCUCACCAUCCACUUCCCUACAGACUACCCCUUUAAACCUCCCAAGGUCGCGUUCACCACAAAAAUCUACCAUCCCAACAUCAACAGUAACGGCAGCAUCUGCCUCGACAUCCUGCGCUCGCAGUGGUCACCUGCACUCACCGUAUCGAAAGUUCUGCUCUCCAUCUGUUCCCUGUUAUGUGACCCCAACCCCGAUGACCCUCUAGUGCCCGAGAUCGCGCACACGUACAAAGCCGACAGAGAAAAGUAUAACAGACUAGCGAGAGAAUGGACGCAAAAGUACGCCAUGUGAGAGGAUCGCGUACGUCCGCACAAACACGGCGCAGCGAGUGAACGCACAGAGGAACCUGUUUUAACUUUUUUAAACAACGAGCAAGGAGAACGAGCGAGUGAGAGAGAGAGAUGUGGACGAACACCGACGCUUUGGCUGCGAGGAAGCGGACAGACCCGAGGACACCACCGCACGCCGGCCGGCUGUGCGCCGUCAUCUCAGAGCCGCGCCUGGAAAAACACGCACAGUGGUACGACCACCAACCCGGGAAAUUAGACUUCUCUGACUAUUACUUUGGGGACGUUUUUGUUUCUGAGUGUUCCUCUUGGGCAGCAGAACACCGGAGAUUCAGACGAAAACGCCUUCGUUCACGUGCACGCCGUCUCCGGAGGGUUUUUUUCUUCUGUACAUAUCGCGCGCAUGCGUGUUUUGUGUGUAGUUUUUUUGUUUUCUGUUUUUUUGUUCCUAACAGUUUACACUCAGGGGCACGGUACGCUUCAUAACCCGUUACAGUAUUAACAAACACCGCCGUUCCUCCUCCUCCUCCUCCUCUUCAUUAUUUUUGCUUUAUCGAAUGUUAAGAAGAAAUAACGGAGCAGUACGUCUGAACCGGGACUCGGGAGCAGACCCGCACGUCUCCUUUAAUCCAGGGGAACGUGUUCGAUCACAUGUGUUAAGAUGAUAAAAGCCUGUUGAUGGAGGGGGGAAAAAAGGCGAUAUCCGGCGGCAUGUUUACAUGCACCUUGGUAACGUGAAAGGAAACACGGCGUGUCUGCAGGCUUCUUCCUGAAGUCGUGACAUCAUUAUAUUUAUCACAAGAAGAAGAAAACCACGUUUUUAAAUUCUAUAUUAAUUGGGAGUUUGUUUUUUUAAAGGAUGGAGUGUUAUCUGUUAAGUCUCUAGGUUUAGCGGUUAUUAUAAUAAUAAGAAGGUUCUGAAGUAAUGAAGAAGAAGAAUAAGGUUCUGGAGUAAUAAAUAAAUAAUAAGUGGUCAAAAAAAUAAAUAACAGUAUAAAAAUCUAAAUAAUUCAACAGAAAACUCCAGAGAUCUCAUAUCACCAGUGCGCAUGUGAUGAAUGAUCUGAUUAAGGGACUGAAAUAAAUCCCAUCUCAGAGAUUAAUCGCAGGAUUUCGUUCAGUAAGAGCUUGAGCUCUAAUGCUGAGCCUGUGCUCUCGAGUGGGAGGGGCUUCCUAUGUCGAUCUGUCAAUCAAUGACGACGCCUGGCCAAUCUCGGGCGGUCUGUGAGGUCAGGUAUAUGCAGAGAAGAGGGCAGAUACGACUGCAGGAAAGCGAAGGUUUUGAGUCGAACAAACGGAUUAAACGGGAUGGAAUAGGUCAGUGUUUGUGUUACGCGUCUCAAGAAACGUGUGUGUGAGAAACGUGACUCAGUAUAUAAACAAUGUUUAUCAUUACGGGGUUAAGACGCUCGUACAGCCAAGUCCUCAUCCUCUCUCACCACACACAGACUCUAUAUGCAUGUUGGCGCAGUAUAUGUUUAGCUGGGUGUCGUCUUUUAUUAGGGGGAAGGUUUAGUGGGCGGAGUCAACCAAUGCAGAAGUUUGUCCGUCUUUGCGCGUGAAACUCUGCACCUCUCGGAGCAAUAGCUGGAGCAGGACUGUGAACAAACAAACAAACAAACGCCAUCUUUUAUCAUCCCUUUUUUCCCUGAAUGCAAGUGAGAACGUCAUUAUUUUUUUUUUUUUUUACUAACAACUAGUAAAUUAGUAAGUGAGGUUGUAAUUGACGUGUGAGCAGCACUCACGAGGUCUAGAUUCAGGUCCAUGUAUUGGGUUUUAAACUUGUAUUAAAGCCGAGGUUCCUCCGGGUUUCUGGGUUUAGCCCCAAUGACGAUUAUCUUUUUCUAGAGUCGUCGGUUCGUUUGUUUUUGUGCUAGCGAUCGUCUGUUUCCUGUCUCUGUGUGUGAAGAUCGCUGAGCCAAGUGACCGUGAUUUCGCCAGUUUUUCUUUGCAGUUGAUGACAAUGCUGUAAAAAGAACAUAAAACACCUGCUCUGAUGUUUCUUUACUUCCCCAUCCGCAACUUCUGUUUAUAUUUACACACAAAAAAUGGGUGGAAACCUAGUUUGGAAGGACGUAGCAGAGAUCGUUAAAGGCAUCAUAGCUAAUACGGUUAUCUAAUCUGUUCUCUAAAUACAAAGCUAAGCAGACACGAGCAAUGUAUCUUUUCCUAGUUAGAAUGUACGUUUACUAGCGAGGACAAAAAAAAAAUCAUGCUCAAGUUAAAAAGUUGCCUUCAAAAAAUUCGUUUAGUGAAAUUGCAACUGCGCCACACGUGUAAACCAGGGAUGACCACUUCCUGUUCCAACAUGACUGCUCACCAGUGGACAAAGCACCUUUGUGACCUCAACACCUUUGGGAUGAAUUAGAGCGGAGACUGUGAGCCAGACCUUCUCGUCCAACAUCAGUGCCUGACCUCACAAAUGUCCUUCUAGAGGAACGGUCAAAAAUUCCCAUAAACACACUCUUAAACCUUGUGGAAAGCCUGACCAGAAGAGUUGAAGCUGUUAUAGCUGUAAAGGGCGGGACAACUCCAUAUUACAUUCAUGUGCAUGACGUCCCAAAACUUUUGGUCUGGCUCGCAGUCUCCACUCUAAUUGAUCCCAAAGGUUGAUCAAUUACUUGAUCAAAUCCAGGAACUGGAAGAUGGUGGUGUUUUGUAAACGGAGUUUGUUAGUGCUGUUUGUUUGUUUGUUUGUUCGUUCCUUCAAAACUCCAGCCCGUCUUGAUCUGUGGAGGUUUGGGGUAAAAACACCUCGUCAUGAUGAUGGUGUGUUACACGACCUCUAGACCCGAGAUGUUUGAGUGCAGAGUGAUUGGUUUUGACAUAUCACAGGGGUCAAACACGUGUUGUGAUGUCACACGAUGACCCAAUCUGAGGAAAAUCUGCUCUCAUUUUGACCAACUGCAAUCUCCUCUGAAUAUUUUUGGGGAGGUGGAACCGUGGUGAAAUAUCUGAAGUGUUUUUAUUUUUAGUUCAAUGUUUGAAUUUUAAUAACACGACUGAAAGAACCAGUAAGAGCCUGUUCUCCGGUCUUCAGUGGAUUUGGGAAUGAAUUCUUUGUGCCAACAUGUAGCGCCCCCUGCUGUAUGACGUAUAACACUACACUCUGUCCGUCUCUCUUCACCACCAUAACAGACCGGACUUGUGAUCGUUCUGCACUGAUCCUCAGUCGCGUCCUCACCGGAGCCACAUCACGUCGUCCUCUGACGAGGGCCUUAACGUAAACGUCCUCAUUUAAAAAGUAUUUCAUUCAUUAACACUACACAACCUUCUCUGAAAGUAUGUGCACCCCCUGACCGUCACACCCCUGUAUGUCCAUCUCUCUGUACACUCUCAUGGGGACUGAUGAUGUCCCUUCACCUGAACUCAGAUCUGGUCCAGCAUGAUAAUCAUGAGCUCCAUUAAGACACGGUGUGGAGAAAGUGGGAGAACUGGAGUGUCCUGCACUGAGCCGUGACUCUCACUCCCAGUGGGAUGAACUGGAGCUUCCUCAAUAUCCCAACAUCAGAGUCUGAUCUCACUGCUCUUCUGGAUGGAUGGAGAGAUGGAUGAAUGGGUGGAUAAAUGGAUGGAUGGAUAGAUAGAUAGAUGGAUGGGUGGGUGGAUAGAUGGAUGGAUGGAUAAACGGAUGGAUGUUUGAAUAGAUGAAUGAAUGAAUGAUUACCAAAUCCACACAGUCAUGCUCCACCAUCUAGUGGAAGACCUUCUGAGAAGAGAGGCGUGUGAAAGUGGGAAUAAAUCUGUCAGGGGAUGUUCAGAUACGAUGAAAGCGAUCGGUCGGGGGUGCACAAACUUUUGCUCACACACUAUACAUCAAGACUGAUUUCUGAAUGUUUUCUAAAAGUGUGUUUUUUGAGUGAUCCUUUAUUUCCUGAAUGUAUCUAAACCAUGUUUGCUGCUUUGUUGUUUUGUUUUUAUUUUCCCCAGUUAAUGAUCUUCUCAGUCCCCAGUCUGCACUUUGUCUCUGGAAGCCCUGGUUUUAUUGUUUGUUGUUGUAUGUAUUUAUUUAUUUAUUUAUUUAUGUAUUUAUUUGUCAUGAAUAACCACCACGGUCAGACGUGAUGUGGCGUGUUCCUACUCCGACCGGGCUUCGGACCUCAGAACGGCGGAUCAGUCCAGACACGCCUUGCACUCUUCACACAAGCGUAUCAGGGAUCUUCUUCUCCAUGCUCUCGUCUCUCUCAUCAUCAUCAUCAUCAUCAUCAUCAUCGGUCAAAUCUAGCCUUAAUCAUCACUGUAUAUCCACCAGAACUGUACUGUAACACAUUUUUCUUUCUUUUGCCCUCUGCAGAGGAGAGUGGUGCAGUGGACACACACACACACACACACACACACACACACUGAGCCAUGCUAAGCGUUCCUGGCUAGGUGUUUUACUCUGAAGACUUUUUUUUUUUUUAGCCGGAGCGACGAUCUCCUGGAGCUCUCAGAACUGCUGAAACGAUCCUCAGAGGCGUUGGCAUUAGUGAAUAAAGGUUUUAGACUUUC